Messenger RNA from Haliaeetus leucocephalus (bald eagle), 1555 nucleotides. RefSeq lists its product as uncharacterized. The record is from RefSeq and is a predicted model, not a curated record. The transcript is spliced from 9 exons. Bases 19 to 1209 code for a protein of 396 amino acids. Gene Ontology annotation, molecular function: transmembrane signaling receptor activity; protein binding. Gene Ontology annotation, biological process: immune response; apoptotic process; positive regulation of apoptotic process. Gene Ontology annotation, cellular component: cell surface; plasma membrane. NCBI's taxonomy places the organism in Eukaryota, Metazoa, Chordata, Aves, Accipitriformes, Accipitridae.
UAGGUUACGCUGCUGAUAAUGCCUGCAACCCGAGCAGAGGACUGCGGGGAGGGAGAAUACCUACAUGAAGGUCACUGCUGUGUGUCUUGUCCAGCAGGUACUUACGUUGUUCAGCACUGCAGUGCUCCGCAUUUGAGAGGAAGAUGUGUCCCUUGCACCAAAGGAGAGGGUUAUACCGCCCACGAGAAUGGCUUGGAAGAAUGCUUGCUGUGCAGACAGUGCAAAGAGGAUCAGAUAACUUUGCGACCCUGUACUCUGACGCAUGAUACUGAAUGCCAGUGCAAACAAGGAUAUUUCUGCCCUGCUGAGGGCUGUGAAAUAUGUCAGAGAUGUAGUACAAUGUGUCCAGAAGGGAAAGAAAUUGUGCAGAAUUGCAAUGCAACUAUGGACCUAGGAUGUGGCUUACCCGAUCAAGGAAGCACCGCUCUUGUUUGGAUUAUUGUGAUUAUUUUGGUGGUUGGUGGUUUGUUGCUGUUCUUUGUAAUUAGAAGGCUGAAGGGUAAUGAAGCUGCUUCAAUUGAUAAAGAUGCAGAGAAAGGUCUGGAGUCUGAGGACAGUACUGAAAGCCUCAUUUUACCAGAAGUGGAGACACCUGCAAAUAAUGCGGCCAAGCCAGAGGGUGGGAACUCUGGUGAGAGCCCAGAGGGCCCAGCACAACCCAAUGUUAACUUGGAAGUAAAAAACACAUCACCAGAGGAAAACAGUGUUGUGCUUUCUGAGUGGGGCACCAUCCUGCGCCAGAUGGAAAGGUGCUGGAGGAGGAUCGCUGAGUCUUCGCUACCAGCAAAAACUGGGCAGAAUCCUGCUUUUAAUCAGAAUGCCCCAUUUAAUAUACCUGGUGGUAGGAUGCCAGCAAACUGCAUGGUACGAGAACCAAAGUGUCAAAUAAUUGUUAAAGAUCUCUCUCCAAAAGAACUGAGAGAUAGCUAUGGGGCCUUUAUAAAUGAAGUACCACGGAGAAAAUGGAAGCAGCUUAUGAGAGCUCAUCUGCAGGAAAAUGAUAUAGUUAAAAUUAUUAAUGACUUUCCUAAUGAUAUAGAAGAGCAGUCUUAUCAGAUGCUUCUCGCCUGGAAAAACACACUGGGAGAGAAACAAUCUAUUAUUAAAUUACUGGAUGAGUUAAGGUACCUAGAUACCAAGGCUUAUGAUAACGUAUUGAACACUUUAAAAAGUAAUGGCAUUAUAAGUAAAUUAGAAACUACAGAUUAAUGUUUAGGAUGAACUUCAGAAAUGCUCCUGUGUACAUAUAUGUCUACAACCUUCCUGUAAAUGAGGACGUCAACAAACUGCUAGUAAAAGCGAUGGGGCGGACUUGAUCUCCUCACCUUCACGCGGGGAGCUGGAAGUGAUUUAACACCUUCGGUGUUCACACGGACUCCGGUUGUCGCGCUCGCUGGGGCCUUUGAGUUGUCUGGUAUUAAACUCGGACGCCAGCUUGGGAGCGAGGUGCUCCAGCUGGCGCUUCCCUUCGCGCGGGGCAGGACCGUGCUGUUUGAGCCUGGGCAGCGGGAACGAAGAGGCCGCUGCCGUUUUUGAGGGGACUGCAGCGCUUCGG